CAGCCCGCACUCCUCUCAAGGGCGACAAUGAAAACUAUCUACCGUGUGACAGCUUCCUCCAAUAGUCUCUUCAAUCUGUUGCCUAUGUGACAUAAACACUCGUCAGCUAUUUAAAAUCAAAUCUCCACGAACUAACCAAUUUUAUAAUAAGGUAAUAAGAUAAUUUUGAACUCGCAAAAUUGAACUAGUGAACCCGUGUGCCAUCAAAAUCGAUCCCAACUCUACUAGUCACACUACUAGAGCUUCAAGUGACUCGAUUUUCGACUCAUUUUAUACAGUUUUGUGAACAGUGUAAAAACAUCUUCAUUGUCGGUGAGAAACACAUACGAUCUUGGUGAAUUGUGGAGAAUAUAAACUUUUUCAACAAAGUUUGAUAGGAGGACAAAGGAUUAUGGAUAAUUGAGUGAUUGAUUAGCUGCUUCCUGAAUGUCUCACAGUUUACUUCGUGGACUGCAUAUAGUUCAUCAUCAAAAACGUAUUAGUUUUGUGGAGGAAUCAGUCACUUGAGUAGCAUCCUGUGUGAAGUGUACUGUGAUUGUGGGACCUCUCUCUGCAAGUCGCUGCAUUUGCACUAGUGAUAUCCUAACUGUCCAGUGUGGCAUCCCGUCUUCAAAGUGGAUCACAAGCACAAAUAGCAUGAGGAUAACGAUUUAUAAGGUGUGGCUGCUGACAUGCCUCUGUCUAGUAUGCAGCGGUACAUCAGCUGUGGUGACAUCCGCAUCGAACUCAACGGAAUCCCUGAAGAUUGAACCACUGCCUCUGAGCACGGCCGAUUCAACAAAAGGAGACGAUGAUGCACAAACGAGUGACACAAACAACGUUCCAGUAAGGAGAGAUGCUCCAACUGGAUUGAGUGAUUCGUAUGGGGCACCCCUUCCUUCUGACUCAUAUGGUUUACCACACAAUUCAUAUGCACCCCCAGCAUCAUCAGCUGAUAAAUACAAUGGGCCAAAACCAGUAUAUGGGCCUCCAAAGCCCCCAUCAGACUCUUAUGGUCCACCAAUAGGCUCAAAUCAUGGUCCACCAAGUGAUUCCUAUGGACCACCACCGAAACCCUCAUAUGGACCACCAAAACCAUUAUACGGCCCUCCACCAAAACCUCAAUAUGGCCCUCCUCCUAAACCUCAAUAUGGUCCUCCUCCGAAACCAUCUUAUGGUCCUCCUCCGAAACCAUCUUAUGGUCCUCCAUCCAAAUCACAAUUUGGCCCUCCACCUAAACCACAAUAUGGUCCACCAAAACCAUCUUAUGGUCCUCCACCUUCUGACUCUUAUGGUCCUCCCCCAUCUGAUUCCUUUGGACCUCCACCCAAGAAGCCUUCAGACUCAUAUGGCCCACCAGAUUUAUUCAGACCACCUCCCAAGUCUCAUGGACCACCCUCAGACUCCUAUGGCCCACCAGAUAUAUUCAGACCACCUCCCAAGCCACAUGGACCACCCUCAGACUCCUAUGGCCCACCUAUCAAACCUUCAUAUGGAGUACCUAAGCCUUCAUAUGGACCACCACCAAAACCAUCAUAUGGUCCACCUCCAAAACCAUCCUAUGGACCACCAAAGCCAGAGUAUGGUCCACCAAAACCACCUUCUGGUCCACCACCCAAACUACAAUAUGGCCCACCUCCAAAACCGUCAUAUGGUCCUCCACCUAAACCAUCCUAUGGCCCACCACCUAAGCCAUCAUAUGGACCACCCAAGCCAUCCUAUGGACCCCCACCCAAACCAACAUAUGGACCACCAAAAUCAUCAUAUGGUCCACCAGACAGCUCUCCUCCACAAAGUCAAUAUGGACCACCCACUGCAGCAGCACUUUUCGAAUCCCCACCCAAACCGGAGUAUGGUCCACCAUUGAAAGCUCCUGAGCAAACAUAUGGACCUCCUCCAGACUCAUAUGGCCCGCCUCCACAUGCUCCAGCUCCCAGGCCUUCUUAUGGAACACCAGUGAUUGAUAGUCCUCGAGGUCCACCAGGAGUGCCAGCCCCCCCAACUCCACCAGAUAUCAAAUAUGAUGGAUGGCAACCCAUACCCAAUCCAUUUGGUGAAGGUCACCCAGCUGGACACUCGAGUGGGCAAGCACCAAGUAACAGCUAUGGUGUUCCAGACUCCAACUCAAAUCACCAUCAUAAUGAGCCAAGCUCAUCCUAUGGUGGCCCUCCACCACCAUUGCCUGACUCAUCCUAUGGUCCUCCAGAUGGUAACAACUUCCUAGGUGGACCUGAUUCAUCAAAGUGUUGUUCAACAAACUCUCAUAUUAGUGUUGGACAAUCUCAUGGCUCCACAUCAUUGAUUGGAGGAGAUGGUCAUGGUGAUUUGAAUGUUUUUGCCCAAGUAUCAUCCAAUUCUCUCAAUAGUGGAGGUCCAAGUAUCUCAUAUGGGCUUCCACCAUCCUCACCGCAGUCUGAGUUUGGUGUACCUCAAAGUGAUGCCUAUGCUGCACCAAUUGGAUCAAGUAUUCCAAGUGACAGCUUUGGACCACCUCCAGUUCAGAGUUCAUUCCAGAAUGUGCCAAGUGGUGAUUAUGGAGCUCCUCCCCAAACAGGUCCACCCAGUCAAUCAUAUGGAGCACCUCCUGAGGAGCCACCAAGUUCAUCAUAUGGAGUCCCUUCGUCAGGUCCAGGACCUUCUUUUUCAGGUCCACCAAGUGAAUCAUAUGGACCACCUUCACAAUCUGGUGGAUCAUUUGAAUCCAGCAGUGGACCAGGAUUAUCUGUUCCUCUUAGUGUUAGCUAUGGACCUCCUCCCAGUGGUAAUUAUGGGCUUCCUCCUAGUGAAAAUUAUGGACCACCACCAAGUGACAAUUAUGGGCCUCCACCUAGCAGCAAUAAUGGGCCUCCACCAAGUGGAUCAUAUUUUCCACCCUCAUCUAAAGGUCAAGCAACAUCUUUCAGCUCACAAAGCUCUGGAUCAUUAAGUGGCUCCUAUGGCCUACCUGAUAACAAUUUCUUAGGACCUCCUCCCCCACCCAGGAAAACUGUGCCAAGUCAUGGAAGACCACCAAAAAUGAAUGGUGUAUUUGGAUCAAGCAAGCCAAGCAGCUCUUAUGGACCUCCAAAGUUUUCAAAAAAACCUAGCUCUUCAUAUGGACCACCGAAAUCCCAGUAUGGACCACCACCAAGCAACUCUUAUGGUUCACCACUCUCAGCACCUUCAGAGGCAUAUGGAGCUCCACCCAGUGAUAUUAACAUUCCCAGUGGAUUAUAUGCUGAGCCACUUGGACCAGCAUCAAAUACAUAUCUACCCCCCCAGCAACAAGAAUUUGGAAGUUUUGGGGUACCAAUGGGUGGAUGCUGUGGAACACCUCCCCCAAAUAUUGCUUUGGAAGGUGGAGGACACUCAAAUGCACACUCAACAGCAGAGAAUAUUGAUCACGCAAUUGCAAAUCCAGCAUUGUCCUAUGGAGUUCCAUCUGGAAAGCAAAUUGAAGGUCCAAAUCUACAACCGAAAGAGCCAGUGAAGUUCAGAGAGCCAGUUCCAAAAGGACUGAUUGAGGCAAUCGCUCAAUCAGCUCAGUACCAUAAUGGAGGUGAUGGUAAACCCUUCCAAGGUCAAACAUAUAUUCCUCCAAGUGUUCCUGAAUUAGGUAAAGAAGGAAGUCAAAACUAUCACAGUGGAGGUGGUAAUCAUGGACAACAAGAUGCCUUACAAAUAACACAAUCCGUCCAGUAUGACCUUUCACCUCCUCUACAGACCACUGGAUCAUCUCCAGAUUAUGGAUUACCUCAAUCAUCACAUCCAAGUGGUCCAGGAUCGGGUACCAGUGGUCCAGCAGAUCUGUCGAAUACAUAUGGAGCACCAAGCCAGCAGUUUGUCAACUUUGCUCUACCUUCAGAUCAGAACAAUAAUUUGAAUUUUAAUAGUCACCAAAUCCAAAGCAAUGACCCAAGAAACGUGAAUCCAGUCAGCUAUCAGAAUACAAACUUCCUGGCAAAUGAUAACAAUCAUAUUGCACAGAAUAGUGAUGCACCUGAUGUUCAAUCAAUAGUCCAGUCUUUAGGUUUGGAAGGACAUUCAGUGCAAUCAUCUCAGCAGAUAGACCUGGGAGCAAUUCUGAAUAUUGAUCCUGGUCAAAGUUAUGGCAGGAUUCAGGGUGUUGAAAAUAUACCAGUGCAGGGGAAUUUGGGUCAAUAUACACUGCAGAUUCAGUCAGCUGGUGGUAAUGGAGAAGGAGGAGCGGUUCCACAUCAUCAGGUUCUGUCAAACGGAUUAUUGCAAGACAUUCUUGCAGCCAUUGAGCAGCAGUCCCCAUCGGAUAGUAAACAACAAUCAGCGGUAUAUGGUCACCAUGAGCCUUUGCAAGGUUCGGCAUCAUCAAACUUCGAAUAUCAGGUAGUGAAGAGUGCAGACAGUGAAACAGCAGCUAGUGCAACAGCUGAAUACAUUACAUCGCUGGGUAAGGACAGUUUAGAAUUGAAAAAAUUGAUUGAUCCAAAUCCAACUCAACUGCCUCCACCUGAGAGCAGUAGAAAUCAUCGCUAUGAAGCCGAGAAAGAUGGACCCAUGUUCGUCAAUAAGGGCAUAGCACUAUACUACAAUAGUGAACAUGGCAAGAAUGGACAGAAUUCCACGGAUAUCUCAGCUUUACAGAAAGAGAUCAAUAAUCUAGAAAUUAAAAGCAAAGACAAUAAUCAACAAUUGAGUGGUAGUUAUGUUAUGUUCAAAUCACAGGAUACUAAUUAUUUGUAUGGUGGUGUAUCCACAUCAACGAACUCUACUGCAUCUGAUACGCCAUCAUCUGUGAGAUGAACGACUGGGAAGACUGAAUUCUAUGAAUUGUGAAUUAUGUAAUCUUGAUCAUCUGAAAUGAUUCCAUGAGGGUGACAGAACAUUAUUACCCCAAUGAUGUUCAUGAACUUCAAAGGAACAAGAAAAUUGUUCUGGAAUUGGACUGAAGCUGAAUAGAUGUUGAAUCUCUAAUAUUUUGAUAUUCUCAUAACACUUGUAUGAAUAUAUUGAAUAUAUUCGAUAAACUGUUGAAUAUAUUGAAUUAAAAAUCCAUUGUAGCUGUAGUAGUAAACUAUUGAUCUUAAUAUUAAUUUAUUUCAAAUCUAAUAAUAUUAUAGUCAAUAGAGGAAUAAUCUCAACUCAAGCUUUAGGGGAAGAUAAUCUAUUAGGAACGCCAUCGAAAGAUUCUUAUGGUUUAGGAGUACCACGAAUAAGCUACAUAUUUUUGGGAUAUGUUACAGCGGAAUAAACUAUGGGUUAUUUGAUUGAAAAUUAUUAUUUGAAAAAGAAGUAAACAGGAUCGUCAGGCAAGAUUAGAGUUUGAUACAGGCCCAUCAACCAAGUCAUCCAAUAACCUUCCUCAUGGUAUAAAACUGAUGUAAAUUUUUAUAUGUAUUUAUAUUUUCAUUGUAUAUUAUUCCAUUAUUGUUGUAAAUAAUAUUUUUUGUAAAUUACC
Messenger RNA from Nilaparvata lugens (brown planthopper), 5392 nucleotides. RefSeq names its product nascent polypeptide-associated complex subunit alpha, muscle-specific form-like. The record is from RefSeq and is a predicted model, not a curated record. The transcript has 2 exons. The coding region runs from base 637 to 4737 and encodes 1366 amino acids. NCBI's taxonomy places the organism in Eukaryota, Metazoa, Arthropoda, Insecta, Hemiptera, Delphacidae.